This is a messenger RNA of Cladocopium goreaui, 2561 nucleotides long. NCBI's taxonomy places the organism in Eukaryota, Dinophyceae, Suessiales, Symbiodiniaceae. The record is from the annotation of a GenBank genome assembly.
AAAAGGCCAUCCAGGCCCACGUUCAAAACUUCACGUCGCCAAGCGAUGGCGAUUUCCAAUGGUCGCGCAGCUGCAGCCCUGCCGGUUCUGCUGGUGCUGUUUGCCCUAUGGCAACGCAUGGGCGUCCCCAAUGUAUCACGCUCGGAGACCAGGUCCCUGUCGAUGAUCCAGUUGAAACCCGAGCUUCAGAAGACCACCCUGGAUGCGGAGCAGACUUUCUACGUCCCCGCCUUCGAGCAGCGUCGCAUGCCCGGCGUGGUGCCCGCGGCUUCGUCCAGCGGCUGUCCGCAUGAGGAGGCUGAUUUGAUUCCCUUCGAGGACUUCUUGGAAGGGAAGGAUCCCGCAGGAAAUUUGAUCCUCAGCAGUGGCCGUUACCUGCUGUCCACCAGCCUGACUGUCGGCUCCCUGACGAUCUCCGAGCAAGCGGAGCUGGUGCUGGGUGAAAACUUGGAACUGCAGACCAGGGCCAUUUGGGUCAAAGGAGUGCUGCGCCUGGGAUCUGACAGCUGUCGCCUGCAGAAUCUGGUGAUCACGUUCACCGGCGAUGGCGACAAAGACGCCAGGUCCAGCAACGCGUUGGAGACCAAAGGCUUGGUGGUCUCCGGGGAACUCCACGCCUUCGGCCACCGCUUCCGGCCCACCUGGACGCGUCUGGCGCAAGCUGCGGCGGCGGGAAGCAGCACGCUGCAGCUGAUGGAGGAGGUGGACUGGCAGGUGGGUCAGCAGCUGGUGGUGGUCACCACUGCCUGGACCGACGACCCCGAGGAUCACCAGAACGAGCUGCGAAGCAUCAGCGCCGUCAGCGGCGCGCAGAUCACCCUCUCCGCGCCCUUAGACUUCGACCACUAUGGCGGCCCCGAGUACUUUGCCGAGGUCGCCCUGCUUUCGCGCUCCGUGACCUUCCAAGGUGAUGCGAGUAGCGAGGCGAGUCGCUAUGGAGGACAUGUGAUGUGUGUACCAGGCGCCAAAUGCCAAGUGGCCGGCGUGUUGGGCUUCCGCAUGGGGCAGGAGAAUUUCAUGGGGAGGUAUCCUUUCCAUUUCCACAUGAUGGGCACCGUCAGCGACAGUUUCUUUGAAGACUGCGCCGUGCAGCACAGCUUCUUCCGCGCCUAUACCGUGCAUGGCACGUCCUCCAGUCGCGUCUCCCGCAACGUGGCAUACGACGUCUCGGGUAGCGCCUACUACUUGGAAGAUGGGAACGAGGAGAACAACCUCUUUGACUACAACCUUGCCGCUUUUGUGCACAUCAUCGAUCGGCUCUCCGACUACGAGAAUGGUGGUGGACAAGGAGGCGUCACUGUGCAGACCCAAGCCAGUCGCAUUGUGCCGACCGAUGCCACGGCCGUUGGCUUCUAUUGCACCAAUGCCAAGAACAGAUGGAUCGGCAACAGUGCCUCUGGUGGCUUCUCGGGCUUCCACUUCCCCACCGUGCCACAGGUCUUGGGCGAUAGCGCGGCGGCCUAUCCUAAUUACAAGCCGGAUGAAAUGGAACUGUUGGAGUUUGAUUCCAACACUGCACACUCAUCAGGACGCCUUUGGAGCCGCGGCUCCUGCAUGUAUGUGGGUGGCCGUCUUUGGGAGGAGAAUCCGGGCUCCCAGCAGUACAGCUACAUCACCGGCCGCGCGUCCCCACCACGCUACGGGGGGAAAUUCAUCAUGACCAGAACCAAGGUCUUCGCAUGUCGCCUGGGAGUGCUCUUUUGGGGCACCCAUUGGUCCGCUGGCAAGCCGGACCUGGGCCUAGAAGGUUUCGAGGCUCACGACAUUUCCCGCAGCUCCUCACAGCUGGGAGAUACCUACAUGCACAACGCGGUCAUCAGUGCCUACACUGCCAACACGGCAACUGAUCUCGUGAAAGUAGGAGAUGGCUUCGAGCUGUACGACACGGACAUGCAGACGGUGCUGGCUGACAUCACCUUCCGCAACUACGACCGGCCCAACGAUGUGGCGAUCCAGGACAUGACGCACAGCAACAUCUUCAAACCUCAGGGCAUGUUCCAUUCCGACAAGAUCCGCUUCGAAAACACACCCAUGGAACAUCGCCUGCGACAUGUGGAACGCUUGGCCUGCAAGAGCUACCAUUCUGACAGCUGUCUGAACCGUUGCAGUUUCUGCCCGGGCACCCCGGGCAGUUCUCAAACGGCCAACCUCUUCGAUGUGGAUGGUUCGCUCUCGGGCCUGGGUGAAGCCACCAUCCUCGGCGCGGACGAUGCCGCGGCGGAGACCAACGGCAGGACCAACGAAUGGUGGCGCUUGGAUCCGAGUUGCACCCAAAACACCGACUGGGGCUUUUGGCUUUGUCCCACUCAUGGACACCGGUCCAUCGUGAGCCUUUUCAUCAUGCAGGGCAUCAUGUCCUCUCCUCCGGCGCGCACCAGCUCCGACACUGCCGUGGGGAUGUUGUAUCACUUUGGUCGAACUGAUCGAUAUUUGGACCUGGGAUUGGCCGAAAGCCCAAUGGUCACCGGCGCUUGCUGCGACAUCGGUUGGUUCCUGCAUUUGGACGCCGGAGCGCUGUCAGAGUUGACGAUCUUCAUGGAUCAGAUGGUGGAUUUUGGAGG